AUCCAAUCCUUUCGAAGCAGUAACAAAAAUGACGACAAUGGCGACUCAGGGCGCUUGGCUGCGAUUACGAAUGACCUCAUCACCGAAGUCCGUCGCAAAGUCAACGGAGCUUGGAUUCCUCACUUCUCAGCUCAGUGGCGUAAGAAUUUCGCAUGGUCCUCCCAGUGACGUCAUCAGUCGUAUCUCCGUUCCUUCCUUUCCCGGUCUUCAGCCAAUUGUCGCCCGUAGAAUCUGCCCUUUUACUGGUAAGAAAGCAAACAGAGCUAACAAAGUUUCCUUCUCAAACCACAAGACCAAGAAGUUGCAAUUCGUCAACUUACAGUACAAGAAGGUUUGGUGGGAAGCUGGCAAACGUUUUGUUAAGCUCCGUUUAUCUACUAAGGCCUUGAAGACCAUUGAGAAAAACGGACUCGAUGCUGUUGCCAAGAAAGCCGGCAUAGAUCUUCGCAAGAAAUAGAAAAAUCCGGUAGAUGAAUGAUGAGUUUUAUUAUUAUUUACAUUUCUUGCUGCCUCCUUUUGUACUCAAUACACUCCCUUCUCGAUUUGGUUAAAAGUAUCAAUGCAAAUUUCUGAGUUGAAUUUUUCUUGUGA
Molecule: messenger RNA, 591 nt
Organism: Eutrema salsugineum
Lineage: Eukaryota; Viridiplantae; Streptophyta; Magnoliopsida; Brassicales; Brassicaceae
Product: 50S ribosomal protein L28, chloroplastic
Exons: 2
Coding region: 29-457 (142 amino acids)
Biological process (GO): translation
Cellular component (GO): ribosome
Molecular function (GO): structural constituent of ribosome
Source: RefSeq, a predicted model, not a curated record